GCUGCCCUUCUGUGGUCUGUCCUUCCUCCUCCUCCUGCUCUUCUUCCUCCUCCUCCUUCUCUUUCUCCUCUUCCUCCUCCAGCUCCUCUUUAUUGUGCAGCUAAAUCCGUGGCGGAUGUCCCUUUAACAGGCAGAGGCAGUCAACAGCAGCAGAGUGGAAGCAGCUUUCUCGUCCUUCAAACUGACCAGCGCGUCUUUCUGGCUCCUUCCGGCCGGCGCGGACCAGAGCAUCCAGUCUGCAGCUCUCCUCCACAAGCGGGAUUUCUUGAGGAGCUGGAAGUAAGCAGAAGAAGAGGAGGCCAUGCUCCCGCCACAAAUCACAGCCAGAGUGAGCUCAGCGUGUGUUUGAGGACAACAGUCUCCCCUUUGGCCCAUCCGGUCCGCUCGCUGUCCAGAACCAAAAGCAUAAAGCAGUUGACACCACAGAGAGCCAUGGCCUUCACACUGUCAGAGAUCAUGGCGGCAAGGCGGCAACAGACCCAGACCCAUUCACACACUCAGAGAGGCAGCAGGGCGGCUGUGGAGGUAGACGAGUACAGCACCAAUCCCACACAGGCCUUCACCUUCUACAACAUCAACCAGGGCCGCUUCCAGCCACCGCAUGUCCACAUGGUGGACCCAAUGCCUCACGACACUCCCAAACCUCCAGGCUACACACGCUUUGUGUGUAUUUCAGACACUCAUUCACGAACAGACGCCAUCCAGAUGCCAUAUGGAGAUGUGUUCAUCCACGCUGGAGAUUUCACCGAGCUUGGGCUGCCCUCUGAGGUCAAAAAGUUCAAUGACUGGCUAGGUACUCUGCCCUACGACAUCAAAAUAGUGAUUGCUGGAAACCAUGAGUUGACCUUUGACCAGGAGUUCAUGGCAGACCUCAUCAAACAGGACUUCUACUACUUCCCGUCAGCCUCCAAGCUGAAGCCUGAGAAUUAUGAGAAUGUCCAGUCGCUGCUCACCAACUGCAUCUACCUGCAGGACUCUGAGGUCACUGUGCGAGGCUUUAGGAUCUAUGGUUCUCCAUGGCAACCAUGGUACUACGGCUGGGGCUUCAACUUGCCGCGGGGUCAGGCUCUUCUCGACAAAUGGAAUCAGAUUCCAGACAACACAGACAUCCUGGUCACGCAUUGCCCCCCACUGGGUUUUCUGGACUGGGUUCCUAAAAAGAUGCAGCGUGUUGGAUGCAUGGAACUACUCAACACAGUUCAGAGGAGAGUCCAACCCAAAUUACAUGUGUUUGGACACAUCCAUGAAGGUUAUGGCAUGAUGACAGAUGGCACCACAACGUUCAUCAACGCCUCAGCUUGCACGGUGAACUUCCUGCCCAUGAACCCACCUAUUGUCUUCGACCUUCCAAACCCCAGGACCACAUGACUGCAGACAGCUGAAGCCCAGACCUCAGACGUCCGCCAAGAGAAAGGAGCCCAAGGAGGAAGUUGAGUGUGAAGGGCUGGACAGAUGGCGGUGUGUAAAUAUAAUCCUGGUGUGUGUUUCACAGUGUGCCAUAGUGGCAGACUGAUGCUUCCUCAGGCUUUCACCAUUAUUCCAUGUGCCAUAACUACUUCUUCAUGUUAACACUGGGCUUGAAAAGCAGAUGCAUGGACUCAUGGAGAGAAACAUUAAUAUGCAGACAUUUCUGUGUCCUUGCUGCACUGACAAUCUGAUGCUGCUGUCGGAGACAAAAGAGACUUCAUUGUCAGUUCAUUAAAAUUAUCAGUGAAACAGUCCAACUCCUCAUGUACACCAGAGCCUUGGCUGAGCAGCGGCAGAACAUUUGCCAAGAGGAUUUCACACCACUCUUCCUACUUUUCAACUUUAAUUUCCCAUGUCUUUCCUAGUCCCCUGCACACACACAGACCGUCCCGACUCCCCUUUUAUGCCUCCGCUUCCUUUCGUCUCCUUAGGGCCAAAGCAUGCUGGAAUGUGUUUUUUGUGUUUUUUUUUCUUUUUCCCAUUGGCAUGUUUGCACAUGCAAGACAUCAAAGGAAGUGUACAAGGGCAGCGAGAGGUCUCUGCCACAGACUGACAGUAUAUUGGGGUGUCAGAUGUGUCAACACUACUCUCUGGGGCUCAUUACAGCCUCAGGUGAUUCUCUAACCGGCUGAAAGGCAGAAACAGGGUGUAUCUCCCCCACACCCUUUCUGUACCACUGCUCCUCCAUCCUCUCCACCACUCCUGCUGUGACUAGCUCAGAAUGUAGCUGGUUCUGUCUGAGAGCUGAAAGGGACCACCAUUAAACCUGAAGGUGCUACACGCGAACACUUCUGUCCGUUCAAAACGAGCAACGCUAGACCACCAGAAGCAGCAGCUGGUGUUUCAGACUCCUCAGUUACUGUGUUUGUGGUUCUUUCAGUCAGGACAGGAAAGCCGUAACAACACACUGUAAUUGAUAUUUGUAGAGUUCCUCCCUCAGAAUAAAGAAGAGCUUGAAGCUCUUAAAUGCUGUUGCUAUGCUAUACUUUUUCAUUGAAAAAAAAUAAAAAUAAUUGUGAUUGUUACAUUUCAUUUGGUCUAUUUCUUAGUGAUGUAAAUGCUUGCUGUGGUAUUUAUUCUUUUUGUUUAGCUGUAUGUAUUGAUGUAUUUUGUAUUUAAAAACAAAAAAAUAGAUAAAAAUUUGUAAAAUUGUUUGGAUUUUUUCAAGGUUCUAUCUUGUAGAUUCGGUCGUCUAAAUAUGCUGAGCAUAACAAGACCAGGUCACUCUACAAUCUGUCUGCACUCCAACGAUGCAUGUGAACUUUCCUCAGUUUAUUCCUCUUCAUCCUCUGCUGCUUCUUCUUAAGUCUAAGUCUAUUGCACUACAUGACAUCUUAAGGAAAAGUGGAGAAUGUGUUGAGUUUUUUGAAGUUAUGAAUAAUGAGUAUCUUACCAGCAGAAUAUAACUGCUUUAUUCUACUGUUCUUUGACAAAGUCUCAUUGUGAUUUCAAUUUUAAGGGCCCUUUAAAUCAGAAUUAAAACUUGAGAAAUCAGAAGUCUAAGAUUGGUUCUAAGAUAACAUCCAAUUCACUGUCUGCUACAGGUAAAAUCUAUGGAAAGUUGCAGUUACAGUUUAUUUUUCAAUUCUAUAGGAUCAUCUCUUAUUAGACUUAAAAAUAGAAAUGCACACAAUCUUUGUGGUGUCUCAUCUCACAACGGUGGUUUAUCACAGCAUUCAUAAACAAGAAAAUCCCACAUCUUGUUUAGAACAUCAAAGUAAAGACAAAAAGAAAAUAAAUCCUGAGGAUAAUCUGUGGUUUCUACAGACCUGGAACAGAAAAUUCACUUCUCUAGGUCUCUAUGGUUCGUACUUGACGAGCAACCAAUGAAGUUGCUGUUACCUGUAAUCCUUUGUACUCAUGAUCAAAGCCAAGACAAUAUUCAGAAAAAUCAUUCAAUAUUGUGAAACUAGUCAAUGUCUUGAAACCGAUGGAGAAAUCAUGGAAGAGUGGAUCUUCAAAUGUCUCUCCAACCACAGUGAUUCCAAGAGCUAAUCAUGUCAAAGAGACUAAAUAUAAAGGGAAAACAGAAUAAAUCUCCAGGGUAGCAAAAACUGUUUCCAGGCCACAGCAGCUACAAACUGGGAGAAAACUCAUGCUGACCUCUGCCCUUUGGCCAAGACUGUUUACAAUAUAUUCAAUACAUCACUGAUCAGCAUUUAACAGAACUGUUACCAUGUUGAGGUGCCUGUAUAUUUCAGUUAGCUGAAUAGCUGAAAAACAAAAAAAACUCAUCAUGCAUCAACAGCUUUCUAAAUGUUCCAAUCAUCAGAAUAUUAAAGGUUCUUGGUUGGCAGUGUAUUAAACAUAGUGGCAAUUAAAAUGUCCAAAUUACUUUCAUAAUCAGUUUAAGAAAAAUCUCUUCAUGAAAGUUUUCUUGGUUUGUAUUUGGAAACUAUUAAUGUGAAUGUAAGGAAAACCAAGACAUGGAAUGAUGUUAUCAUGCAAGGCUGUUUCUCUGGUUCACCUGCAGGUUCCUGUGCAUAUUUACCAUCUGUCUCCUCCUGAAUCUGUUCUGCUUCAGUAGCUGUAUUAAUGUGCUUCCUGAUCUAUCCACAAAGAGACAGACUGGUUAUUGGUUUCUUUAGACAUUUUCCAUUCAGGAGAAAAAUAACUUCUGCUCUUCAGACAAUCUUUGUGUCAAUGUUUUUUUAUUUAAAAAAAGGGAUAUUUUUCCAAGUGAAGUAAAGGAGAGCCUCCACAGGCAGACUGAAGUACUGCAGCAGUGGUGUGAUUUAAAAGGGAGUCAUUUUUGUCCUGUGACAGUUUUACUUCUUGGACCUUUUAUAUUUGGACAUCACUGGAUACUUAUGCCCAUUUUUAAUGAAUGAAUUUAUAGCAUUUUAAAGAUGACAAGGAGGUUUUUAUUUAUUUAUUUAUUUUUUAAUUUUUUUUGCUUUUUCCAUCAUUGUUGUAAUAUUUUGUGUACUUGGAUAAAUUCUGAUUCAUCAGCAUUUGGAGACGUCUAUAAUGUGAAGUACCCUGUGUUUCUUAAAACAACAAAUGAGACUCUGUUGGUUUUCAGACACUAUUCAACAAUCAAAUAAAAACCUUAUCUGUGAUCAGCA
Molecule: messenger RNA, 4535 nt
Organism: Poeciliopsis prolifica (blackstripe livebearer)
Lineage: Eukaryota; Metazoa; Chordata; Actinopteri; Cyprinodontiformes; Poeciliidae
Gene: mpped1
Product: metallophosphoesterase domain containing 1
Exons: 7
Coding region: 433-1368 (311 amino acids)
Molecular function (GO): hydrolase activity
Source: RefSeq, a predicted model, not a curated record